This is a messenger RNA of Vicia villosa (hairy vetch), 1218 nucleotides long. RefSeq lists its product as uncharacterized. The record is from RefSeq and is a predicted model, not a curated record. Bases 1 to 1218 code for a protein of 405 amino acids. NCBI's taxonomy places the organism in Eukaryota, Viridiplantae, Streptophyta, Magnoliopsida, Fabales, Fabaceae. Gene Ontology annotation, biological process: DNA repair; telomere maintenance. The transcript has 10 exons. Gene Ontology annotation, molecular function: DNA helicase activity.
AUGAAGUUCAAGCAGGAGCGCGGAGAUGAUUUUGGUCCUAUUUUUGUCAUGAUUCAAUAUGCUAAAGUCAAGGCACAGGGUAAGUUUCCACUGUCCGUGACAAACACGUUUAAUGUUACCGUCCUUGGUCUGAAUACUGAUUUACUGCCGAUGAAAGAGUUUAUAGAAAGUUUUCCGAAGGAUUCCAUGAUUACGUUGUCUGGCCAGGAGGGUUCCAAUUCACAGCUUUCAGCACAAAACUCUGAAAAUCAACAGAUGACUCCUGUACAGAAAUUGCUUUCAAAGGCUGUUGUAAUGCCUAAUGGGGAUCAGGGGUGGCCCGGAGCACGGGCUCAAACUAAAAUGCUGGUUGCCUCUCCGUAUGGCUGGUAUUAUCGUGGUUGUCAUGCUUGCUCAUGUAUUGCGCGUGGUGACAGAGCUCCGUUUGAGUGUGAGGCUGGACAUUUCACUGAGGCAGAGAUUUUUAGGUAUAAGAUUGAGAUUGAGGUUACUCAUGCCGGGAAUAGCUGUAACUUUUUAUUUUGGGACCGAGAGUGUGAGUUACUUUUGGGAUUGUCUGCUUCUCAGCUGCGUCAUACAAUGAUUAAGGCUGGCAUUCAUGAUCCCUUGGAAUUCCCACUGGCAUUGGAUCAGAUGUUGGAUUGCAAGAUGGCUUUCAAAGUUAAGUGGCAACCACGUUGGAAGAAUGCCUCUGUCGUUAUGCUAUUGAAGAAUGACCCUUUUGUGAAAGAGCUUGCUGAUCAGUUUGACCCAGAUGAGAUGAAACAGCCUGCUGUCGAAGCAAUGACCACUGUUCGAUCCGAACCUAAUUUUGUCUUCGAUCUUUAUGUGAGUUCAACGCACAGCACAAAUCCACUUACUCCUACUGGAAAAAGACACUUUCCAAGCGCAUCAAGCGAGUCAACAACCUCGGAUGCCACGUGUAAUGGAGAACUUUCAUCAAACAAGAGACAUAUGUUGCAGAAAUAUGUUGCAGACAUGUUACGACAGACAAAGCUUAUAAUAUGGGAUGAGCCACCAAUGGCGCAUAAGUAUGCAAUAGAAUCGCUUGACAGAACUUUGAAAGAUGUUAUGAGUGCAAACAAAAAUUCAACUGAUGUAUUUGGUGGAAAGGUUGUUGUUUUCGGUAGCGAUUUCAGACAGAUUUUACCUGUCGUCCCUAGAGGCAGAUAUUGUACAAUGUGCCAUAAAUGCAUCUUACAUAUGGCAUUCAGUUGA